GUGCUGCUUCUUAGUGUGGAGAGUAGUCUCGGCUGUCCGCUGACUGCUGUUGGGUCUCUUAAACAGUGAGAAGGCUUUACCACCUGUGUGGAAGAAGGAUUUCACAGCAUGGCGUUAAACUUCACCAUCAACACAAGCAAUCCGCCUUUAGGAGCGCUUCUGGCAGCAGAGCAUGUGAAGGGCACCGUGCAGGUAUCAGUGGAGGAAGGCAAAGACACCAGUCUUCACGUCUCUGAUGCGAUCCAGUUCAAUGAUGCCAACUCUAUCAGUCGGUACCUGGCUCGGGUGGCUCCUGCUCUUGGCCUCUAUGGAACCAACACAAUGGAGCAGACUGAGGUCGACCACUGGUUGGAGUUCAGUGCUCGCCGUCUGUGUGGUCAGCCUGGUUUGACUGUCGCGCUGGGUGAACUGGAUAAGGCCCUCUCCCUGCGGACCUUCCUGGUUGGACAUGCCAUCACCUUGGCUGACCUUUCUGUCUGGGCUGCCCUCAAAGGUCACGGGGAAUGGCCAAGCCAGGGCAAAGCCUUCUCCCAUGUCAAUCGCUGGUUCUCCUUCCUGAGCUCGCAGGUUCCCUUCACUGCUGUGGGCAACAAGUACGCCAAAAAGACAGCUCCAUUGAGCAAAUCCAAUUCGGCUGAGAAGAAGCAGGAUGUUGGAAAGUUUGUGGAUUUGCCAGGAGCUGAGAUGGGCAAGGUGGUAGUUCGAUUCCCCCCUGAGGCUAGCGGAUACCUGCAUAUCGGCCAUGCCAAGGCUGCUCUGCUCAACCAGCACUACCAGGUCACAUUUAAAGGCAAACUCAUCAUGCGCUUUGACGACACCAACCCCGAGAAGGAAAAGGAGGACUUUGAAAAGGUGAUCCUGGAAGAUGUUGCUAUGCUCCAGAUCCAUCCAGACCAGUUCACCUACACUAGCGACCAUUUUCCUGUCAUAAUGAAAUUUGCUGAACAGCUGCUUACUGAGGGCAAGGCCUACAUCGACAACACUCCCCCUGAGCAGAUGAAGCAGGAGAGGGAGCAGCGCACUGAGUCCAAAUGCAGAAACAAUACGGUGGAAGAGAACAUGAAGAUGUGGUCAGAGAUGAAAGCUGGGACAGAGUUUGGUCAGACCUGCUGCAUGAGGGCCAAGAUUGACAUGAACUCCAACAAUGGCUGCAUGAGAGACCCCACCCUGUUCCGCUGCAAGAACACUCCCCACCCUCGCACUGGAAGCACUUACAAAGUGUACCCAACGUAUGACUUUGCCUGUCCCAUCGUGGACAGUUUGGAGGGUGUGACCCACGCUCUUAGGACCACUGAGUACCACGAUCGUGAUGAGCAGUUCUACUGGAUAAUCGAAGCCCUGCGCCUCAGGAAGCCUUACAUCUGGGAGUACUCCCGACUGAACCUCAACAACACAGUGCUGUCUAAGAGGAAGCUCACCUGGUUCGUCGACCAGGGAUUUGUCGACGGAUGGGAUGACCCUCGCUUCCCCACCGUCAGAGGGGUACUGAGGAGAGGAAUGACCGUUGAGGGUCUGAAACAGUUCAUAGCAGCCCAGGGUGGAUCAAGGUCAGUGGUGAACAUGGAAUGGGACAAGAUCUGGGCCUUCAAUAAGAAGGUUAUUGACCCGGUAGCUCCCAGGUACACAGCUCUGUCCAGGUCCUAUGUGGUUCCUGUUUCCAUCCCAGAGGCUACAGAGGAGAUCAAGGAAGUGGCCAAACACCCCAAGAAUGCAGAGGUGGGCAUGAAGAAGGUUUGGUAUGGACCUCGAGUCCUGGUUGAAGGAGCCGAUGCUGAGACGUUCUCAGAGGGAGAGACGGUCACCUUCAUCAACUGGGGCAACCUCAUCAUCACCAAGAUCAACAAAGGGCCUGAUGCUAAGGUCGUCUCUAUGGAGGCCCGCCUGAACCUGGAGAACAAGGACUUCAAGAAGACAACAAAGAUCACAUGGCUGGCUGACACAAACAGUGCCCCCCUUUUACCCACCAUCUGCAUCAACUACCAACCUCUCAUCUCCAAAGCAGUCAUCACCAAAGAUGAUGACUUCAAAGAGUACAUUAAUAAAAACAGCAAGUUAGAGGAGAAGAUGCUUGGAGAUCCCUGUCUGAAGAACCUGAAGAAAGGAGAUAUCAUCCAGCUCCAGAGACGGGGCUUCUACAUCUGUGACCAGCCCUAUGAGCCUGUCAGUCCUAACAGCUGUAAGGAAAGUCCCUGUGUCCUGCUCUACAUUCCCGAUGGACACGUCAAGGAGAUGCCGACUGCUGGAUCCAAGGAAAAAAGCAAGAGCCAGGCCCCCAGCAACACACCUGCCGCCCCUGCCAAGGCUAACUCAACCUCCUCUCCAGCGCCUGCCUCAACCUCAGCCAUUGACUUGUUCUCAAGCAUUGUAGCACAAGGUGAAACUGUUCGCCAACUUAAGACCAAGGGUCCUAAAGACCCAGAACUGGCCCAGGCAGUUCAGCAGCUGCUUUCUCUAAAGGCACAAUUUAAGCAGCAGACAGGUAUGGACUACAAGCCAGGCAUGGCUCCUCCCACCUCUGCUUCAACCCCACCCACCACACAAACAGACUCCGCCUCCUGCCCACACACCCGCGUUGCCCAGCAAGGCGAGCUAGUCAGGAAACUGAAGGCGGAACAGGCACCUAAGGACCAGAUUGAUGUAGCAGUGAAGCAGCUCCUCGCUCUCAAGGUGGAGUUUAAAAAGCUGACCGGUCAGGAUUACAAACCAGGGAUGGCUCCCUCUGCUCCUUCUCCUGUGACCACCUCUUCCUCCUCUUCUUCCUCCUCCUCCUCUUCUUCCUCCCCUCCCUCUGGCCUGUAUGAGCGUGUUGCACAUCAGGGGGAGGUUGUGAGGAAACUGAAGUCUGAAAAAGCCCCAAAGGACCAGGUUGAUGCAGCAGUGAAACAGCUGCUCGCCCUCAAGGCAGAGUACAAACAGGUCACAGGCCAGGAGUACAAGCCUGCCCCUGCUGCCCCUGCUGCCACCGGAAUUUAUGAGAGGGUUGCUGAGCAGGGAGAACUGGUCAGGAAACUGAAGACUGACAAGGCCUCCAAGGAUCAGGUAGAUGCUGCAGUGAAACAGCUGUUGGCUCUGAAGGCAGAAUAUAAACAGCAGACUGGACAGGAUUACAAGCCAGGAUUGCAAGCCCCAAGUAGCCCUGCCCAGACCCAGUCCAGCUCUUCCCCGGAGGCCCAGAAACUGUUCUCACAGGUGGCCCAACAGGGAGAGCUGGUUAGGAAGUUGAAGUCUGACAAGGCAGCCAAGGACCAGGUGGACGAAGCCGUGAAGACUCUUCUGGACCUGAAGACCAAGUACAAGACCCUUACUGGAGAGGAAUACAAGCCAGUGGCUGCUGCCGGAGCCACAGGAGGAGAGGACAAAAACCGCAAGGAGAGGGAGAACAAGUCUGAGAAACAAGGAGGAGGAGCAGGAGGAGGGAAGAAGGGUAAAGGAGACAAAGGCGGCCAGGGCAAGGAGGCCUCAGGAGGUGCAGGAGGCUCAGGAGAGGGUCAGGGACCUAAGAAACAAACACGGUUGGGUUUGGAGGCCAAGAAAGAGGAGAACCUGGCUGACUGGUACUCUCAGGUCAUCACCAAGGCAGAGAUGAUUGAGUACUAUGAUGUUAGCGGCUGCUAUGUGCUGCGACCCUGGUCCUACUCCAUCUGGGAGGCCAUUAAAGACUUCUUUGACCGUGAGAUUAAGAAACUAGGUGUGGAGAACUGCUACUUCCCCAUGUUCGUCUCUCAGGCCGCCCUGGAGAAGGAAAAGUCCCACAUUGAAGACUUUGCUCCAGAGGUUGCCUGGGUAACCCGGUCAGGAAAGACUGAAUUGGCCGAGCCUAUUGCUGUGAGACCCACCAGUGAGACAGUGAUGUACCCUGCCUAUGCUAAAUGGGUCCAGUCCCACAGAGACCUGCCAAUCAGACUCAACCAGUGGUGUAAUGUUGUGAGAUGGGAGUUCAAACACCCCCAACCCUUCCUGAGGACUAGAGAGUUCCUGUGGCAGGAGGGCCAUUCAGCCUUUGCCACCAAAGAGGAGGCAGCUGAGGAGGUGAUUCAGAUCCUGGAUCUGUAUGCCAGGGUAUAUGAGGAGCUGAUGGCAAUCCCUGUGGUGAAGGGGAGGAAGACUGAGAAGGAAAAGUUUGCAGGAGGAGAUUACACCACUACUGUGGAGGCAUACAUCUCUGCCAGCGGCAGAGCCAUUCAGGGUGCUACAUCCCACCAUCUUGGUCAGAACUUCUCCAAGAUGUUUGAGAUUGUGUUUGAGGAUCCAAAGAGACCGGGUGAGAAAGAGCUGGCUUACCAGAACUCCUGGGGAAUCACAACCAGGACGAUCGGUGUCCUUACCAUGGUACACGGAGACAACAUGGGGCUCGUACUGCCACCCAGGGUGGCCUGCCUGCAGGUUGUCAUCAUCCCAUGUGGGAUCACUGCCUCCCUACCAGAGCAGGAGAAGGAGGCACUGAUGGCCCAGUGCUCCAAAUACAUGAGCAGACUGCUGGAUGCCGGCGUCAGGGUGAAGACUGACCUCCGAGACAACUACUCCCCAGGGUGGAAGUUCAACCACUGGGAACUCAAGGGAGUUCCUAUCCGUCUGGAAGUGGGACCUAAAGAUAUGCAGCAGCGUCAGUGUGUUGCAGUGAGGAGAGACUCUGGCGCAAAGGUGACAAUUCCAGAAGCUGAGGUGGAGAAGAGGCUGGUCACCAUGUUGGAGGACAUCCAGACCAGCCUGUUUAAGAAAGCUUCAGAUGAGCUGAAGAGUAACAUGGUGGCUGUAGACACAAUGGAACAGUUCCAGAAGGAGUUGGACCAGGGCAAGAUUGUCCAGAUCCCGUUCUGUGGAGGAAUUGAGUGCGAGGAUUGGAUCAAGAAAACCACUGCCAAGGACCAGGACCUGGAGCCUGGAGCUCCGUCCAUGGGAGCCAAGAGCCUCUGCAUCCCCUUCUCCCCACUGAAGACGCUGCAGCCUGGUCAGAUGUGUGUCAGUGGCAAGGAGCCUGCCCAGUACUACACCAUGUUUGGACGCAGCUACUAAAGAUGCGCUCCGCUGGAGCACGUGGAUGAACAUCGUUGUUGAAAAGGGCUUCCCUACCCUUUCUCAUCUAUUUCUUCUUCACUGAGCUCUGGGUGUCUGGGGUAAUAUGGGUAUGGAUGUGGCUGGACUGUGGCUUUAGAAUGAGAAUAUGUUCUUUAAAAAAAAAACACAUGUUAACAUUGUUAUAAUGCAUCUGAAAGAAAGUGGAGGUGAGAGAAAUAAAUGUUUGUAGCACCUACUUUGUAAAGGCCAUGUCAAAAGAACACUGUCUUGCAGUGCUUUGUAUUAGGAUGGCAAGUACUACCAGAAACAAGGCAAAUAUGAAAUCUUUCCUAUGCCUGCCAGGUAAUGAGUCAUCUUUUGGUACAGUGGUAAAAGCAGCUGGUCGAGUUUGGAAACCACUUCUGUAUUGAUGCCUUUUUUUUUUAACUCCUUGCUCAACAUUGUCAAAAAAAACAAUUCUGACCUGGUGAUGUUAAGUUUCUGUGAACAUGUGUUUGGGCCUUUUGAAAUCUGAAAGAAAAAACAAAUACUUCAUCUGGGGAAAAGUGCUGUUUGCCUGCCAGCAGUCCCAUCUCUUGCAGCCAAACUGUCUCAGGAACUCUGCAGGUACUCAGGCUUGUAGUUGGGGUGUUUUUGUCACAGCUUUAUCAGCCCUCGUCCCUGUGUACAACUGGUUACAGUAUGUGAGUCAUGAUUCAAUACAAAUUCCUCAGAUCCACCAGAGCCAAAGUGAAAAAGCUUUGACCAACUCUGUAUGGGCCUGUAUUAUAGCCUACUGUCACUUCUCUCCCAUUAAAGAACUCUACAACUUGUCUAUAAUAAAGUCGUUUCCAU
Molecule: messenger RNA, 5850 nt
Organism: Chelmon rostratus (copperband butterflyfish)
Lineage: Eukaryota; Metazoa; Chordata; Actinopteri; Chaetodontiformes; Chaetodontidae
Gene: eprs1
Product: glutamyl-prolyl-tRNA synthetase 1
Exons: 35
Coding region: 109-5013 (1634 amino acids)
Biological process (GO): translation; glutamyl-tRNA aminoacylation; prolyl-tRNA aminoacylation
Cellular component (GO): cytoplasm; aminoacyl-tRNA synthetase multienzyme complex
Molecular function (GO): glutamate-tRNA ligase activity; ATP binding; proline-tRNA ligase activity
Source: RefSeq, a predicted model, not a curated record